Molecule: messenger RNA, 1193 nt
Organism: Aphidius gifuensis
Lineage: Eukaryota; Metazoa; Arthropoda; Insecta; Hymenoptera; Braconidae
Product: odorant receptor 4-like
Exons: 5
Coding region: 1-1185 (394 amino acids)
Biological process (GO): sensory perception of smell; detection of chemical stimulus involved in sensory perception of smell
Cellular component (GO): plasma membrane
Molecular function (GO): odorant binding; olfactory receptor activity
Source: RefSeq, a predicted model, not a curated record
AUGGAACAAGAAAGAAAAAAAUUAAUUAAAAAAAUUGAUAGAUGUGGUGUUCACGUAAGAAUAGUUCUUAGCUUGGCAGGCAUAUGGCCUUAUGAAAAAUCAGAAAGAAAAUUUAAAUAUUGUCGUUGGUACAUGGUUGUAAUAUUAUUUAUCUUUAAUAUUAUUGGAAUAAUUGGAUUUAUUAUUCAUCAUCGUCAUAAUCUCACUGUAAUGCUGACUGGUUUUGGUAUUGGAUUGAGUCUAUUUUGUGUUGCAUUAAAGGUAAUGUGCUUCAAGUACUAUGGUAAUAAUAUGGUUAUAAUUAACAAGAUGUUAUUAGACAUGACGAAUGAUCAAAUGAAUGUAAAAGAUGAAAUUUGGAAGAUAUUAGUUCAACCAAUGUCAUAUUUUACUGGAGUACUGUAUCCAAAAAUAUCUUGUAGUGGAUUUUCACUGGUUGUUGUAAUGUGGACAAGACCAACACUUGCAAUGCUAAUAUCUUAUUUAAAAGGCAAUAUGACAUAUGCAAGAUUUUAUCCAACUCGUUAUUUUUGGACAGUAACACCUGGUAGUUGGAUAUGGCUUGCACAUUUUUUUGUUGAAUUACUUGCCAGUUGGUUUGUCGUAUCUAUUGGUGUCAUGGGAGACAAUUGGUAUUCUUUUACAAUAUCAAAAAUUUGUGGACAUUUUCGUAUACUUAAUUAUGAAAUUAGAAAUUUACCUUUUGAAGAAUUUACAUUAUCAAAAAUUAAACAUUUUCAUAAAAGACAUCAAGAUUUAAAUGUUCUUGCUGAAUUACUUGGUGAAUUAGCUGGACCAUUUAUAUUUGUCGUUACUUUGUCAACUGCUGUGAUGCUUUGUACAACAAUAUUUCAAAUAAGUCAGAUGGAUGUUAUAACAAUUGGUAAAAUAAGUUGGCCUUUAGUUUACACAUCUUAUAAAUUAGUACAAAUAUUUAUUUAUGCAUGGGGUGGUGAAUUAAUAAAAAUGGAAAGUGAAGCAUUUCGUGAAGCAGUUUAUUCCUCAGCAUGGACAGAUGCAAAAAAUAAACUUGUAUCGCAUUCAAUUAGAAUGAUGAUGUUUCAAAGGCCAAUUGUUUUAACAGCUUGUCAAAUAAAACCAAUAACAGCUGAACUCUUUUCUGGUCUCGUUAAUACAACACUUUCAUAUUUUUUCUUAUUACAAACGAUCAAUGAAAAAUCUUAGGACACGCG